UAAAUUGUCCUCUUUUUGGAGGGAGAAGACAGAGUCCAAACUCCAAAGUCUCUGCACUUCCAUGGCCGGCACGUGACCCAUUCCUUCUCUCUCAAACUCUUACUCUUUCUACCGCCUUCUCCUACCUCUCUUUCCCCGUCAAUGUCUUCUUCCUCCGGCUACGUCCGCUCCUCCCAACGAGCCUCCAUCUCGCCGCUCCGCUCGCGGAAAUCGCCGGUGGGACCUGCCAAGCCCGCCGGAAGACCUACCACACCGUCCUCCUCCUCCACCUCCUCGAGGCCGUCGACCAAGGCCUCUAUAUCUUCGGUGGCUGCCGCCGCUGUGCUCGACGUGAACAAGGCGAAGGAGAAUGUCUCUGUCACAGUUCGGUUUCGACCCCUUAGUGGGAGAGAAAUUAAUAAGGGGGACGAGGUGGCGUGGUAUGCGGAUGGGGAUCAUAUAGUGAGGAAUGAGUACAAUCCUUCAAUUGCUUAUGGCUUUGAUAAGGUAUUUGGGCCUGCCACAACAACUCGGCAUGUUUAUGAUGUGGCUGCUCAUCAUGUUGUCAGUGGUGCAAUGGAAGGGAUUAACGGUACUGUUUUUGCAUAUGGUGUUACUAGUAGUGGAAAGACUCAUACCAUGCACGGGGAGCAAAAGUCACCUGGAAUUAUCCCACUUGCAGUGAAGGAUGUCUUCAGUAUAAUACAAGAGACUCCUGGUCGGGAAUUCUUAUUACGUGUCUCAUAUCUUGAGAUUUACAAUGAGGUCAUUAAUGACUUGCUGGAUCCAAUUGGGCAGAAUCUAAGAAUUCGAGAGGAUGCUCAGGGUACUUAUGUUGAAGGAAUCAAAGAGGAAGUUGUGCUAUCUCCUGCUCAUGCCCUUUCUUUGAUUGCUACUGGAGAAGAGCAUAGACACGUGGGUUCAAAUAAUUUCAAUCUUGUUAGCAGUCGAAGCCACACUAUUUUCACCUUGACUAUUGAAAGCAGUUCGCGAGGGGAAAAUACAAGGGAAGAGGAUGUGACAUUGUCCCACCUGCACUUAAUUGACCUUGCAGGUUCAGAAAGUUCUAAAGCUGAAACAACUGGUCUGCGGAGAAAAGAAGGUUCUUAUAUAAAUAAAAGCUUGCUUACUCUUGGAACGGUGAUUGCUAAACUAACAGAUGGAAAGGCAACUCAUAUUCCUUAUCGAGAUUCAAAGCUCACUCGAUUGUUACAAUCAUCCCUUAGUGGCCAUGGAAGGAUUUCUCUCAUUUGCACAGUUACUCCCGCAUCUAGCAGUAGUGAAGAGACGCAUAACACAUUAAAAUUUGCUCACAGGAGUAAGCAUGUUGAAAUCAAAGCUUCUCAAAAUAAGAUUUUGGAUGAGAAGUCUUUGAUCAAGAAAUAUCAGAGGGAAAUUUCUGAGUUAAAGCAGGAGCUGCAACAUUUAAAGCGUGGCAUGGUUGAGAAUCCCAAUAUGCCCACAUCUUCACAAGAAGAUCUGGUUAAUUUGAAGCUUCAGCUUGAAGCUGGCCAAUCCAAAUUGAAGUCGAGAUUGGAAGAGGAGGAACAAGCUAAAGCAGCAUUGAUGGGAAGAAUUCAACGUCUAACCAAAUUAAUCUUGGUUUCUACAAAGAAUGCGAUGUCAUCAAGCAUUCCAGAAAGGCCCAGCCAUAGACGGAGGCAUUCUUUUGGGGAAGAUGAGCUAGCAUAUUUACCAGAUAGAAAACGUGAGUCCUGGAUAAAUGAUGAUGCAGGGAGCCACGCUUCAGUUCCUUCACCAGAAGAAAAGGAUGAUGUUAUCAAUUUAGAUGAAUUGGGGAAGGAUUACAAAAGAAGCAAAAGGCGGGGAAUGCUUGGGUGGUUGAAGCUAAGAAAACCUGAUAAUGUUGAUGGAUUAUCACCAAAUGUUGAUAGUGAAGGGUCUGCAAAUGGAUCACCUGCAUCUGGCUCAAAAUUAACUCCAACUAGAGUUAUGCUUUAUGACAUGAAAGAUUCACGCAGGAAUUCAGUCAGCAGAAAGCAUAAUGCCCCAGCCAUUAAUUCUUUUCCAGGAAGAACUCAAGCAGGUGAUUUAUUCAGUUUAACUGUUGGAGGCCGUGAGCUUCCUCAGACUGGAACUACUGUUACAGAUCAAAUGGAUCUACUGCGGGAACAAGUGAAAAUGUUGGCUGGAGAGGUGGCCUUCUGCAUUAGUUCUCUGAGAAGACUGUCAGAGCAAGCUGCUAACAAGCCUGAAGAUAUCCAAUUACAAGAGGACAUGCAUAAGUUGAAGGGUGAAAUUAGCCAAAAGAAGAAUCAAAUCCGUAUCCUUGAACAACGGAUGAUUGGAUCCUUAGGACAUGCACCAAGUAAUACCGAAAUGUCACAGGCUCUAUCCAAGCUUACCACUGAGCUCAAUGAAAAAAUAUUUGAACUUGAGAUCAAGUCUGCAGAUAACAGGAUACUUCAAGAGCAAUUGCAGUUGAAGAAUUCAGAGAAUGCUGAGAUGCAAGAGACAAUUAUUUCACUAAAGAAACAGAUAAAUUUCUUGGAUAAAUCAUCAACUUAUUAUCGUCAUGUUGCUGAUAAUGAGACUGACUAUUCUAUAGACGUAUUGGGAAAGUCCGAUGAAGCACAAUCAGUCAAAAACUUGAAUGUGCAGGAAGGAAGUAACGAUUCAAUUAUACAUUCCGAAGUUCUUGUGCAGGCUGCUGAAAUAGAGAAUUUAAGGCAAGAGAAUGUGCGAUUGGCAGAAGAGAAAGACGGGCUUGAAAUUCAAAGUCAGAAACUUGCCGAGGAAGCUUCAUAUGCAAAAGAGUUGGCAGCAGCCGCAGCAGUUGAACUCCGAAACCUGGCUGAAGAAGUGACCAAACUUACAUAUGAAAAUGCAGAGCUGAGUGGUGAUCUGGCAGCUGCAAAAGAGACACCUGGCAAGUCAAACUUGUCUCCAGCAUCUUAUGAAAGCAAGCAAAAUAUUAAGAAUAAUUUUCAAUUAGAUGGGAAAUCAAAAAAGCGUGGGAAUGAAUUUCUUAUUGAGGAGUUGCAGAAGGACCUUAGUGCUAGACUCCAAAGAGAAGCUGCUCUAGAAGCAGCUCUGUCUGUGAAAGUCGAAGUAGAAGCUGACCUAAGAAGGACACUUGAUGAAAUAAAACACCAAAAACAAGAUUUGGAAUAUGAGCUUUCUAGCAUGCAGAUACUGGUGUCAAAGAUGAGGAAGUCUGGCAUUAAUGUUGAGGACAAGUCAACAGUUCAUGUGCGUGAUGAUGUACAAACCAAGGUUAAAAGUGGAUAUCCAACAUCUAAUGGGUACUCUCAUAGGAAACAGUACAAAGAAGCUGAAACUUUAGGAUGCAUGGAAGAUAUGAUUGCAUUAGAAGAACUAAGGGCUAAUUAUCAAAGAGAGAGAAGAAGAUGCAAGGAACUUGAAAGUCAUAUUUCUAUACUGAAGGGUGAGGAUAUCGCUGGUCUGGAUGUUUUGGCUCUUGAAGAACUACAAAACCUUCAUAUUGAGGCAAUAACAAAGAUUUGCCAGGCAAAGUACGCCAAUCAAAACUUAUAGCAUCUUGCUGGAGUGUUACAGACAGGGUAUUCGAAAUACAUUAUACUUCAUAAGUUACCAAAAUACUGACAA
Vigna angularis (adzuki bean) is the source of this 3570-nucleotide messenger RNA. Its product is annotated as kinesin-like protein KIN-7E, chloroplastic. Bases 142 to 3498 code for a protein of 1118 amino acids. The record is from RefSeq and is a predicted model, not a curated record. The transcript is spliced from 26 exons. Gene Ontology annotation, molecular function: microtubule motor activity; ATP binding; microtubule binding. Gene Ontology annotation, biological process: microtubule-based movement. NCBI's taxonomy places the organism in Eukaryota, Viridiplantae, Streptophyta, Magnoliopsida, Fabales, Fabaceae.